CGGGGCCGGGCGGGCGGCGCCUCGGCUCUCCCGGGAGGGUCUGGUCUGGCCGCUGAGCAGAAAGGACCGUAGGACCCCGUCACCAUGUUCCCAGAGCCCCCAACCCCGGGUCCUCCAGCGCCCGACACACCUCCGGACUCCAGUCGCAUCGGCCACCGCCCAGUGCCCCCCUGGGCCCUGGCCACCAUCGUGCUGGUGUCAGGCCUCCUGGUCUUCAGCUGCUGUCUCUGCCUCUACCGGAAGCGUUGUCGGCGGCGCUUGGGCAAGAGCCAGGUGCAGGCCCAGGUGCACCUGCAGGAAGUGAAGGAGCUGGGCCACAGCUACAUAGACAAGGUGCAGCCCGAAGUGGAGGAGCUGGAGCCGGCCCCGGGGCCAGGGCAGCAGGCAGCAGAGAAGCAGGAGCUAGGACGGCUGCAGUACUCCCUGGAUUAUGACUUCCAGAGCGGCCAGCUGCUGGUGGGCAUCCUGCAAGCUGAGGGACUGGCAGCCUUGGACCUGGGUGGCUCCUCGGACCCCUACGUGCGAGUCUACCUGCUGCCAGACAAGCGCCGGCGCCACGAGACCAAGGUGCAUCGGCAGACGCUCAACCCGCACUUUGGGGAGACCUUCGCUUUCAAGGUCCCCUACGUGGAGCUGGGGGGCAGGGUGCUGGUCAUGGCAGUGUUCGACUUCGACCGCUUCUCCCGCAAUGAUGCCAUCGGGGAGGUGCGGGUCCCCAUGAGCUCGGUGGACUUGGGGCGGCCUGUGCAGACCUGGCGGGAGCUACAGGCGGCUCCGCGAGAGGAGCAGGAGAAACUGGGGGACAUCUGCUUCUCCCUCCGCUAUGUGCCCACGGCCGGGAAGCUCACCGUCGUCGUCCUGGAGGCUAAAAACCUGAAGAAGAUGGACGUCGGCGGACUGUCAGAUCCCUACGUCAAGGUCCACCUGCUGCAAGGCGGCAAGAAGGUGCGGAAGAAGAAAACCACCAUCAAGAAGAACACGCUGAACCCCUACUACAACGAGGCGUUCAGCUUCGAGGUGCCCUGUGACCAAGUCCAGAAGGUCCAGGUGGAGCUGACAGUGCUGGACUACGACAAGCUGGGCAAGAACGAGGCCAUCGGGAGGGUGGCCGUAGGGGCAGCAGCCGGAGGGGCGGGCGCGGCAGCGGGAGGGGCGGCCCUGCGGCACUGGGCAGACAUGCUGGCCAGCCCCCGGAGGCCCAUCGCCCAGUGGCACUCGCUGUGGCCCCCUGCCCGAGCUCGGCUGCUGCCUGCGCCCUGACCUCCACCCCAGCCCUGGCCAAGCCAGGACUCUGGCCCAGCUCCAGACUCCCGGGACUGGCCAAAGCCGGCCCAGCCUACCUUUAAGCCUUCUGUGGCCACUGACCUCCACCCCUGUCCAGACCCCCUGACCAGCCCUGCCCACUCACCCCUACUGCACUGGUCAGGAGGACUUUUGGACACACCCCCUCCCAUGGACAUCUGGCGAGCCCCAGGGACCCCUGCUGGGAGGGAAGCACUCCCUCCCCUCUCCCAGUGCGGCAGGGCCCUCCCCUCUGCUGUGACAAUCAGCUACCCCAGUCUGCUGUUGCUCUGUCCCCAAUGCCCCUCUUCCUACACAGCUGACCCUGCUCGCUCUGUUCCCCGGCCAAAUAAACAAUCAGCU
Tupaia belangeri chinensis (Chinese tree shrew) is the source of this 1644-nucleotide messenger RNA. It is a transcript of the gene SYT5, whose product is annotated as synaptotagmin 5. The record is from RefSeq and is a predicted model, not a curated record. Gene Ontology annotation, biological process: calcium ion-regulated exocytosis of neurotransmitter; synaptic vesicle endocytosis. Bases 85 to 1260 code for a protein of 391 amino acids. The transcript has 9 exons. Lineage: Eukaryota; Metazoa; Chordata; Mammalia; Scandentia; Tupaiidae. Gene Ontology annotation, molecular function: clathrin binding; SNARE binding; calcium ion binding. Gene Ontology annotation, cellular component: plasma membrane; dense core granule; axon.